Molecule: messenger RNA, 1275 nt
Organism: Eruca vesicaria subsp. sativa (arugula)
Lineage: Eukaryota; Viridiplantae; Streptophyta; Magnoliopsida; Brassicales; Brassicaceae
Source: the annotation of a GenBank genome assembly
AUCGGAUCCAAAAAUUCGGAUCCCGGAUCCGUUUCUUCUGCUCUCAAAAAGAGAAACCCUAACGUGACUAGAGCCUCCUCCUCCUCCGAAUCGGAGAACCUCUUGUUCAAUCUUUGAUGGAUUCACCUUGAUCAAUCAAUCAAUUAAUCGAUUAAUCACCUCCCAAAGAUGUCGAAUCACUCCAGAGACGAACCAAGCACCGCCCCCAAAACAGAUCAAUGGUACGAUCUCGUCUUAGGCUCCUCCGCUAAAGACGAUUCCUCUCAUAAAUUCUGCACCUUGCGAUAUGAAUUCAAACCUGCUUCAAUUGACAAGAAGAGGUCAGGGACUUUGCAUAAGAAGAAAGAUAACAGAGUCUCUGUUGAGUUUCAGAACAACCAGAUUGGUAAACCUAAGGUGACGUUUGAAGGUAGCAGCGAGGAUUAUAAGGAUAAUGAUGCUGUGUUGUUUUUUGAUGGAGAGAAGUUUCGUUUGGAGAGGUUGCAUAGAGCUGUGAAGCAGUUGAGGCAUGUUAGGACUCCUGGUGAAUCUGCUGCUGCUUCUCAGUCUACAGUGCCUCCUCCUGUGGAGCAUCAUCGGUUGUCUCCUCCGCUUGGUCGUGCUGCUAAGUCUCCUCAUGUUAAUAGAAGUUUGCUUCCUGAUAUGCCUGUUGAAGUGGAAAGAAUUGAGAUUGGGAAGCGAGAGAACUCAGCUGAACCAGCCAUCCCUGCAAACAACACACCUUCUAUCUCACCAGUUGAUGAGAAGAUUGAAGAUGGAGAAGAAGAGCAUCACGAGAUUGAUUUGGUUGAUAUAUUCGGCUCAUUUACACCAGAGAAGGACAAUGCAGAGAAAGAGAACGCUGACGUCGGUGGAGAAUACGAGGAGAAUUUAAACAAACAGCUUAGCAUCACGGAAGAGGAGAUUGCAGAUGUGGACGAUGACAGUGGCGGGGAAGGAGAGAAGGGUCUGAACGCAGCGGAAGCACUUAGAGCACAAGUAAACGCAGAGGUGCAAAAACGCUCAAGCUCAAGCUCAAGCAGUAGCAGUGGAAGCAGCAGCGGAAGCGACAGUGAUGGUAGGAGCAAAAGCGUAAGCGGAAGUGGUCAGAGUAGCAGCGGAAGCAGUAGCCGUGGGAGUGGGAGUGGAGGGAGUGACGAUGAAGAUGAAGUCAACUCCGUGUAACAGUAGUAACACAAACAAUAGCAAAACUUAUUAUCCACAAUAUUAUUUACCAAACUUUGUCUGAAUAAUUUGGCUUUGAUUUUUGAAGAUCCAAAAAUAGUAACUUUCACU